GCGUGGCCACGGCGGGACUUGCCCGGGCAUGUGAGCGCGGCGGCUUCCGGGUAAGACACGUGGGAGCCGCGCCGGGGCUGGAGACGGUGGGGGAUGCCUCCUGGUAAAGGGCAGAUGACCCCACUGCUGCCUGCUCCAAAGGUCUCCAUGCCCACCCCACAGGGCACCCAUGAUCCCGCCACAAGGAGAUGCGCUCAGCCCCCGGAGGGCCCCAGCUCACCACAGGGUUGCAGCAAGAAGAAGAGCCGCAAGCAUCAGCGAUUCAUGGAGCGCCGGGCACUGCUGGAGCAGAAAGGGCUGCUGAGACGGCGUCUGGGCAGCCAGGCCUUUGUGACAGGGACAGAGGCACACAGCACGCUCACCAAAGCAGGUGGCACCACAGCACCAUAUUGCGGGAAGGUCUCCAAAUCCAAACAGGUUGCCUACUCGUCCCUGCCCCGAUCUGCCUCUCCAGACAGCAUAGCCAGGCACCACUCUGUGCUGCUGUCCCAGGGGAGUGGCAGCUCCAAGGGGGUGCAAAUGUCCUCACCACUUCUGCGCCCAGGCAAGUAUGUGGCCAUUGACUGUGAGAUGGUGGGCACUGGUCCUCAGGGCAAGCUGAGUGAGCUGGCGCGGUGCUCUGUGGUGAACUAUGAGGGGGACGUCAUCUAUGACAAGUAUGUCCAGCCUGAGCUCCCCAUCAUGGACUACCGGACACGGUGGAGCGGCAUCACCAAGCGGCACAUGAAGAAUGCAAUUCCCUUCAAGGUUGCCCAGAUGGAGAUCCUGAAGAUCCUGAAAGACAAGAUUGUGGUAGGACACGCCAUCCACAAUGACUUCCAAGCCCUGAAGUACUUCCACCCGAAAGACAGGACCCGAGACACCAGUCGUAUCCCCAUGCUGAACCAGAAGGCAGGGCUACCCAGCAAGGCUAGUGUCUCCCUCAAAAGCUUGGCCAGGCACCUGCUCCAGAAAAAGAUCCAGGUCGGCUGCAAAGGGCACUCAUCAGUGGAGGAUGCUCAGACAGCCAUGGAGCUGUACAGACUGGUGGAGGUGCAGUGGGAGACCGAGCUAGCCCGUAGCCUGCCGCCCCGGCCCCCCAGUCCUGUCACAGACCCCACCACAGACAGCAGUCAGUACAUGGAUGACCGAUAUUGGCCCACGGACCUGAUGACAAGCAGUCUGUGAUGGGGGAUGGCAUCUCCUCCAUGUUCUUUGGGCCAUCCUGAUGCCUUCAGCUAUUAAAGGUGGAGGUGACUGCUGAUCUCCUCCUCUGGAGCUUGUGCUCCACAUGCUCUGCCCAGCAGCUGGAUGUGCUGUAGACAGCAGCACAGGGGAGUCAGGCACCCCCAGCCCUGCUAAAGGUUGGAAAAAUAGUGGCACUUGGGCACUGGCGAUGUCCCUGAAAUACUGUCUGCAGCCUAUUGCUGCCACACAGAAAUAAGUGCUGGGGCUGUGCUGUGUUCAUCUGUCACCUAAUGCUUGGGGAUGCCCAGGGUUCUGGUGUGAGCCUGGAGGAACCCCACUGGGUAUCCAGCGGCAGUGGGCUGGGGCAGAUAGGACACCUCCUGUGUCCUCUGGGCAAGGAGAUUUCCCCUGUGGUGGGUGAAUGGCAAGUCUUCCUUUGGGGGGGGGCUUGAGGUGUCUUCCUGAUGCUCGAAGGCUGCAAACCAUCUGGGGGCAGUUAAACAACCAGUUUCCUUCUCAAUUACUUUGCACAGUGAAGCCCAUAAAGAAAGUCUGGGUCUUGUCUGUGUCCAGCCUUGAUAAGACCCUAGGAUGCACUUCAUUUUUAAUAGACUGCUCAUGUGUCUGUCCAAUUCUGAAUUAAAAACUGU
Messenger RNA from Cuculus canorus (common cuckoo), 1817 nucleotides. RefSeq names its product apoptosis-enhancing nuclease. The transcript has 4 exons. Gene Ontology annotation, molecular function: nucleic acid binding; 3'-5'-RNA exonuclease activity. Lineage: Eukaryota; Metazoa; Chordata; Aves; Cuculiformes; Cuculidae. The record is from RefSeq and is a predicted model, not a curated record. Gene Ontology annotation, cellular component: nucleus. Bases 94 to 1167 code for a protein of 357 amino acids.